Trifolium pratense (red clover) is the source of this 1706-nucleotide messenger RNA. RefSeq lists its product as uncharacterized. Gene Ontology annotation, biological process: regulation of peptide transport. Bases 315 to 1472 code for a protein of 385 amino acids. NCBI's taxonomy places the organism in Eukaryota, Viridiplantae, Streptophyta, Magnoliopsida, Fabales, Fabaceae. The transcript is spliced from 8 exons. Gene Ontology annotation, cellular component: membrane. The record is from RefSeq and is a predicted model, not a curated record.
AUAUUAAAAUUAACAUUUCCCUCUGUUUCUCUUUCUUCCAAUUCCAACCAUUUUCUCUACCUUUUCUCUUGUUGCAAGAUUCUUCUUUCAACCUCUUUUCUCUUGCAACAACAACAAUUUCAACAUACUAGCUUCUUCUCUUAUUCAAUUUCUAUGCAAAAGGUUCAAGCUUUUUCACACAUGAUUUUGUUGACAAAUUGAUAUAUUCAACGCUGUGAUUGAUUCUGGGAUCUGGCAGAAGCAGAAAACGUGUGGAUCUCUGCAAUUUCUGCACUUUUUCUCAUCUGGGUUUUGUUGAUUUCGUUUUUUGGCUAAUGGGUUUCAGAUAUAAAGCAGGAUUGUUCCUUAUAGGUACUGUUGUUAUCAUUUGGGUCUCUUCUGCUGAAGUCACCCAGGAUAUAUAUACAGAUUAUAAGCAGCCAUUUGCGGUGACAUAUCUUGGAGCUUCUCUCAUGGUAGUUUACCUCCCAAUAGCAUUCAUUAAGGAUUGGUUCUGUAAAUUGCUUAAACACCGCUCUUCUAAAAGUGGAAAUAAUGCAGACAGUGGCUCCCCAUUCAAAGGAAAUGGUGCGCAGAAAAUGUUUGAAAUGGAACAAGGGAUUGUGGCUCGAAAAGACAGUGAUUUAGACCUUCCAUCUCUUGCAGAGAAAGCACCAUUGGUGGCUAAGUAUAAUGAAACUAGUGUGGCAAAGGAAGAAAAACAACUUACUACAAAGGAAAUUGCUACUUAUGGAUUUUACAUUGCACCUAUCUGGUUUAUCACAGAGUAUCUAUCAAAUGCUGCACUUGCACGUACAAGUGUUGCGAGUACAACAGUAUUGUCAUCUACUUCAGGACUAUUCACUCUUUUCAUCGGUGUGUUAAUGGGCCAAGACACUAUAAAUGUAUCAAAAGUAGUUGCUGUAUUGGUCAGCAUGGCUGGGGUUGCCAUGACAACUCUAGGCAAAACUUGGGCUGCAGAUGACUCGCAACUUAGUGCUUCCAAUGGACCGCGCUCUCUUGUUGGAGAUCUUUUUGGCCUUCUCUCAGCCAUGUCAUAUGGUCUAUUUACUGUUCUUCUGAAAAAGUUUUCCGGCGAAGAAGGUGAACGGGUUGAUGUGCAAAAGCUGUUUGGAUAUAUUGGAUUGUUUACACUUGUAGCACUAUGGUGGCUUAUCUGGCCGUUAUCGGCCUUAGGAAUUGAACCUAAGUUUGCGAUUCCCCACUCUGCCAGAAUGGAUGAAGUAGUUCUUGCAAAUGGGUUUGUUGGAAGUGUUCUCUCAGACUACUUUUGGGCACUCUGCGUUGUAUGGACAACUCCCCUUGUAGCCACUUUGGGCAUGUCACUCACCAUUCCACUUGCUAUGAUAGCUGACAUGGUAAUCCAUGGUCGGCAUUAUUCAGCAUUAUACAUUCUUGGCUCAGUUCAGGUAUUUGCAGGGUUUGUGAUAGCUAAUAUUUCAGAUUGGAUGACAAAGAGGUUUGGAUUGUAACACAUGAUGAUGAUGUUUUGUUCAUUAGUUUGGGGACAACACUUAUUCUUUUUUUUUUUUUGGUUGAUUAUCUUUCCACUCCUCUGAUUGAGUGUCAUAGCAAUAGUCAAUAUAUGUUGAAAACCAAAGCCUUUAACCUUGGUUUUUAUUUUUUGUUUGUAAUUUUCAAGGAAAACAACAAAAGAGUGUUGUUUUCAUGAUGUAUUUGUUCUGUGUAUAUACUUGUAUUCUAUA